GGUCAAAGUUUGAGACUCGAGACUCUUCCAGUUCCAGGCAGGUGGACCAAAUAAACAUAUGGAAUCCACGCGGGAAAACACUUCCUGCUGUUGACCACCUCUUUCCCCUCCCAUCCAUGGGGGAAGAAACGCGGAGGGCAAGGCGGAAAAGAGAGAGGAGAAUGGAUCGAGAAGCAAAAAGGUCCAGGUGUUCGACCAUUUGCCGGAGUUGGAAUUCUUUUGCUUCGGAGCGACGAGCAGGAUUUCCUUUGGAUCAGUACUGGGGGAAAUGAAUGCAAGUAGAACUGCCCAGAAAAAUCUCGGCUAAAGGAAUUUAUCACAGCUUCAGCAUGUAUGUUGGAGACUUGGAGUUCGAAUUGUUGAAUCCAUCUUGUUCAGGUUUGUCGAAGACAGUCAGAUGAUCGAUCAACCGCAUGAAAUUCUCUAGGUGCUACCUGAACAUCUGCAGUUUGGACGCCAACUACUGGUUUGGCACUUUGCUACAUUUAAUUAUUUUAGUCACUUCGUAAUUCCUUUGGUGGAUAUUGUUUGACUAUCAAGUACUCUACACGAUAUCCAACUUUUUUUUCAAGAGGACAAGAGCAUAUAAUCAGCCUUUUUUAGAGAAGAACGAUAUACACACAUGUCAAAUGCUAAAACUUUCCCUCCGCCAAAUUUCCGUGGUGGAUGUAUGAUACUUCUAACCCUAGUUACUUAUUGGGAGGGGAAAAAGUGUCGCCUAUCUUGUACAAGAGUAGGAGCCUAUAAAUACCUCAUGUCCCACUUGGAACUAUCUCGUAAACAGUACAAGUCUUGGCGAGUCAUGUAGCCACUGUGAUGGGCAUAAUAAGCCAACCUUAACUAUUUCAAUUAAAUAAAAGAAUUACAAUGUACCGUACAUUAGCAUUACAAAUCCAUGAAGAUAAGAGGAAACUAAUAACUAGAAUGCCGAUGAAGCAUGCCAGGGGACAGGCCAAAGCUACAAGAACAAGCAAAACCCAACGCAAAACCACGUACCGAAGAACAUGGCUGCACUUCAAAGCAAUCUAACUAGUAGUCACCUGUAGACGCCAUCAAUGAAUAUUGAUGUCACCUAGAGGGAGGGGGUGAAAAGAUGUGUAAGUUUAUUUUAAGGAUUUGGCUAUUCCUAAUGCAGAAUUUUUAACUAGCGGAUUAUUUUCAAGCACAAAUCAUAAAAGUACCAGGCAGAACUAAGUGCACCAACACCCUAUGUCUAAACAAGGUAUGCAAAUCUAGGGUGAUAAGCAAACAAUUCAAAAUCUACACAAGUUAUAUCACAAAUAUAUGAAGAGUAUGAAUUGAAUACAAGUAAAUGGAACAAGAGAUAAAUGAUGUUUUGUCGAAGUUUAAAUAUCACCUACCCUCCGUUGAGGUAGCACCAAUCACAGAAAGAGGAACACCAAGCUCUCCCUCAAACCAUUUUCCUCUUGAGGACAACAAGUCCUCGAUCCACCAUGGAUAACUUCUUCCUCCACUCCAGAGAUGGCAAGCUCCACAACCACCGGGGCCUCUUCACAAGCUUCUCGAAGAGAUCACCGAGCCAAUACCAUCAAAUUGUCUAUGAGUUGAUGGCCUCACGCCUCAAAGAAUAACAAGCCUUUUGGGUUCUCAGUCAAAUCAAUCGACACAGAGAGCUCAAAUUGAUGCAACAAAUGCAAUCACACAGUGUAAAGAAUGCACAAAUGCAUUCCUCAAAUCUCACACUAUGCAACUCAUGCAAUGGAUCAAUAGAGAGAGAACAGGGGCAAGGGAGAAGGUCAACAAAGGACUCCUAGGGGCAGCAACAAUCCUACCCAAUCCGGCCUAUUAGCCAUUUGGAGGUUUUUUGGAUUAUUCAAAAGCCUCCAACGAUAAAAAAAAGACCGUUGGAACAUGCAGACAAAAUCUGGAUUUUCAUGUGUACUCGAAGCACACAUGAAUGUGACUCGGACCUUCCUUACCAUACCCUUUCAAUGAUCAACCAAAUUCCACCGCGGAGACGAAGGAGGACCUCUUCGGCUCUUCCUACGUAAUAGUGGAGGUUGAACUAGGCACAAAGCAAACAGAAAACAACUUCAAUAAGAGGAGGGCUACAAUGUCCUACAGAUUGGCAGCGAAAAAGGUUGGCACUGUCAGACUUCUAAGAUGAUGACCAACAAGUAGAAACCAGGAAGGAGCAAAGGAGGAAGUCGAGUGACGCCAAAAACUGGAAGUAGCCGGUAGGACUGAAAAUCUUGAAUCUUUUAGAACAGGUAAGAACCUCAAUGAGAAUAACCUUUCACAGGGUAGAGCGCUGCCAUCAACCACACACCCCUACUCCUCAGAGCAGAGGGAAUACAAGGAAAUGCCAUCGCCAGAUUGUGGCAGCAUAGGAUCAACCAUGAAAACAGGGGAAUGAACCAAAGGAGGGUUGCCAUCAGAAAAAUUGCUCCAAAUGACGAAUCUCCAAAGCUUACAAAGAAGGCACAAGAUGGUCUCAGAGAAAAUGAGCUGACGACGAUAGCCAUGAAGCAGUCCAAAGCAGAGCUAUACUGUCGGAGCCUCUCCUACAGUUUUCGGUCAAAAAAAAGUUGGCACAUCGACAUGGUAUAGAGGGCGGAGCGUAGUGGAACCAAGGGCCAGUGGACCUAGAUCUGGCAGCACAAUCCCACCGUGCAAAUGUGUUGCAAUCGGAAGCAGGUCCUCCCUAGCGAACAAGGGCCACAACAGGGGAUUCAUAUUCCACAUCAGGACACCACAGGCUAAACCAGUGUGAGCCAGACCAACUGAUGUGGGCAAAGAGAAGGGAGAGGCAGGACAACGCUAUGAACUGGAUUAAGAGACAGCUCUUAGGGCUUUGCUGGAUCGCAUGAAUAAAAAAUACAUGAAUAUGAAAAAUAUAUAAUUGGAAUGUUACGACAUGUUGAAUACUAAAUAAUCAAAAACACAGGAAUUGGUCUAAAGAGUUUUUUGGACACAGAAAAAACACAGAGAUUUUGUGAUUAAACCGUACUUAAUUAAAGUGAGAGAGAUUGAGAGAAGAUGCAUUGAGAAUUUCAAAGGAAAUUUUCCAUGAGGAGUUUUUCAAAAUUUGGAGGGAAAUUCUUAUCUUAUGAAAUUCCUUAGGUGAAAUCCAUCCAAAUAGUAUGCGUAGGAUCCCUCAUCCCCCACACUCCCACCCCCACCCCUAGUAGAAUCUUGCAAUUUUCCUUCAAAAUUCCUAUGAUCAGGGCCUUAAUGUAAAAUGAAUUGGGAGAGGCCUAAUAGUUCAAGGCUCUAAGCCAUCAACGUGACUGGAAAACGACAGCUAUUAGAAGCUCGGCAAGAACAUUUAUAAUGGGAGCACAGGAGCAGCAAGGAGGCCAUCACGGGAAACACGUGAAGAAUAUCGCCCACGCGACCUCACCAUGACCAGAGUUGGACCUUGAACAGAGAACAAACACACUCGCCCUCCAUGCACACGCUUCAAACCAUCUAAAAUAUUAAUUGAUUAAAACACACAUGUUAUUAGAAGUUAGUACUACUCCGUACAAGACUAUGGUCCAGGCGAAGUCUUUACUCGUCAUUUGCCCUUCAAACAUCUUGCCGUCAGUAGUAGCAUGUUCCAUGAGUCUAGUUCACACAACGGAGCUUCUCUUGUUCAACUACAUCUACUCGUCAUUGAUUUUUUCUUCCUUUUGGUUCGCAUCUCGGAUAUAUCUUUGUUAUAUGUUGUUUGUAUUAGUAUAUUAAUUAAUCACAUUGAUCGGUGUCUUCAAUAUGCAUAAAGGAUAAAUACUAAUGUAUGUAUUGCUGACUAGUUAUGAGAUUAUACAUAUAUAUUGUUACUUAUUUCCCCCACAAAAAAAAUAUUGUUAAUCAAUUGGAUGGAAACCACACGUAGAAGUUAAAAAUAAUAAUCCCAAAACAAUGUGAUGUGUAGAUGUGCUAUAAGCAUGUAGAAUCAGGUUGAAACACAAGUGCAUUUGAAAGAUAGGGAAACAAUAAAUUUAACGUGAACGGUGAUUUAUAUUACUGUUCUGCAAUUAUUCAUUUGUCAAAUUCUCCUUUUCAUAUGUUCUAAGGGUGGCUGAGUCUGAUCUAAUAUACCUAUAGAGUACAAUUUGCUCAAUAUUUUAUUUUUUAUAGUUUUUUGAAACGUCUAUUUGUGGUCUUUAUUUUUUUUUCAUUGUAAAGGUGACCACAAGUUUUCUAAAGAAAAGUCAUCGUUACUAUUCAUUAGACUAAUAAAAAAAUCAAAAUAGAAGCUUUAUGGAUCCCACGUGUCUUAUCAAGAGACACAACCCCAAGAGUUCCACCAAUGAGAUUUGUUUUGCUCAUCGUCAAUCAGAUUUACCUAAUCUAGAAAAUUGCGCGUAGAACUGUCCCUUCCAUUGAACACUAAAAUUGUUUGAGAUUUUGCAAGAAAAAGUACUUCAUACCUCUCCGGUCUGUAUGAUGCUUUUUCUUCUUCUUCUUCUUUUUGAGAAUAUUUUUUUCUUCUUUUUGAGAGGUCUGUAUGAUGCUGAAAUGUAGUAGAGCAGCAGUACAAUUUACACGGACAUAGAAAUCCCUGUUUAAAGUAGGAAUAAGAAAUCCUUGAGGGUGCCAGCCGCAAAUUCUCUCCUGCGUGGAACCUUCUGCGGCUGCCUUUUGCCUACGGCUGACGUCAUCAUCUCCUGUCGCUAAGCGCGUGGCCGUGCGAAAUAAUCCCCAUCGCUAGCUAACCACGCACGUGCUCUUUAGCCCUCGUGUCUUUUGCAAUAGAAGAUGCAUUCCAGCUUUGACCAUCUCCGCUCCGCUCCAAUCGAACGUCUCCUCUCCUCUCCUCUCACAGCCAAUUUGACCACGUGACCCAAAUCCCACCCCUCGCGCCCACGGCUCCUAUAUAACCUCCGUCCGACUGUUUCUGGAUGAAGAAAACACUUGACGAAGCACACAGGCGCGCAUCACCUCGAGGCAGAGAGAAGCAGAGCAAGGACGAGAUCACGAGACCCAGGGAAAUGCAGAUGGACUCCUACUAUGCCUUCCAGCAGGACGACUCGCCCUUCUUCGCCGCCGCCGGCGCGCACCCGGCCUCGCCGGAGCUGCCCUUCGCCGAUCUCAUGGCCUCGCUCUUGGAGGAGCCGCCGGUUGUCGCCGCGAAGCCGAGCGCGUUCCAGAAGUACCGCGAUGCCGGGGCGCGAGGAGGAGCAGGAGGCAGCAGCAGCAGCAGCGGGGGGAGGGGAAACAUCCACCGGCGGGUGAUGGACACGCUGGGCAGGAUAGGGUCGGGUGGGGAUCAGGUGCGGCAGGAGGAGCGGCAGGAGGAGCCGCCGCAGCAGCAGCAGCCGGCCGGCGCCGUCGAGAGCAGCCGCGGGUUCCGGCACAUGAUGCGCGAGCGCCAGCGCCGGGAGAAGCUCAGCCAGAGCUACGCCGACCUCUACGCCAUGCUCUCCUCGCGGUCCAGGGCGGACAAGAACUCAAUUGUGCAAUCCGCGGCGAUGUACAUCCGCGAGCUCGAGGGCGCAAAGGAUCAGCUCGAGAGGAAGAACGAGGAGCUGAAGGCCAAGAUCCUCGGACAUGAUACGAAGCAGCAGUGCGUAAAGGUUCAGUUUGAGGUUGACGAACCUUCGUCUUCCAUCGACUCCAUGAUCGGGGCUCUCAGGCGCCUCAAGAGCAUGAAUGUGAAGGCAAGGGGGAUCCGCUCGACGUUGUCCGGACAUAGAUUGGCGACGGAGAUGAAUGUCGAGACCACGGUUGCGGCUUCUGAAGUGGAAAGGGCAGUGGAGGAGGCUCUCAGGGAAGUCGAGAGGAACCAGCCUGACAGCGAAACCACGUUUCCUGGAAGCAGGAGGGGCAGCUGGUCCCAAACAUCACACGUGCAAAACGUGUUCUGAACAAUUAGACACCCAAACCAUGGUGCUGAAACCACAUUUGUUCAUUCUUUUUCCCCGCUUCUUCUUCUCUUUUUUUUUUGCCUGAUGGGGAAAGUGCAAAUCCCCACAUGCUCUUAUCCUUUUUCUGUCCAUCCUCAUCGUUUAGUCCUAGUGGGCCUUUUUUUAAGGUUGUGUAGAUGUUAGUAGCUUGCCAGAUAUGCAGACAGUGAGGUCAGCUUGAAUCAGAUGGGUUGGAAAAAAUUGAAGAGGAGCACAACUUGCACAUUUUGGCUGUUUGCUAAUUUACGGCCUGUGCGGGCAUGUUACACGCCAUCGCAGCCGGGAAGGACUAAUGAGGAGGAGAGCAAAGAAGAGGAAAUAAUAGGACAGUGAUAUAGUACGCGAGCUUUGGAAGGAGGACGAGGUCGCCAUGGCUGCUGAGAUUGUAUAUCUUGAUCACCUAAAAUUUAGCAUACCAUGUCACCAUUGUGUUUCAAGCCAAGUAUUUCGAUUCACGAACAACAAAAGAGGAUUAGCCCAAAUCCUGUAUUGCCAAGUAAUUAGCCCCACUAA
Molecule: messenger RNA, 6368 nt
Organism: Brachypodium distachyon (stiff brome)
Lineage: Eukaryota; Viridiplantae; Streptophyta; Magnoliopsida; Poales; Poaceae
Product: transcription factor BHLH148
Exons: 6
Coding region: 4851-5816 (321 amino acids)
Molecular function (GO): protein dimerization activity
Source: RefSeq, a predicted model, not a curated record